AUGGCGUUGGCUCCUCUCGUGCCCAGCUCCCCGGGAGAAAACGAAUACCCGUCCGGUUUCCCGCAGAGCAUCUGUGAUGAAGUUCCGGCGCCGAACUACCUGUGCAGCCACUGCGACUGCGUGCUGAACGGAGCGCAUCAGAGCGCGUGCGGCCACCGCUACUGCCUCGCGUGCAUCCACUGGCUCAUCAGAAACAACAAAAAUCUUGUGUGCACAAAGUGUAAAGAAGACCCAAACCAGGAAGGCAAGCAUGGCUUACUGACUCUUGACCAGUUCUUCAAUGAUGCAGCAAUCAAUAAAGAGAUUCUGGCUCUGAGAGUGCACUGCACCAACCCUAGCUGUACGUGGAAGAGCACCCUGGAGGACUUUGAGGAGCAUCAGACUCAGUGUGAGUACGCUUUAAUCCCCUGCAAUGUUGGCUGUGGCUUGAUGGUUUUGAGGAAGACGUUGGCCACUCACCUGGAGAAAGGCUGUCCCAAUAAUAAGAGCACGUGUCCUACAUGUUCCUGCCCUCUGACCCCUUCAGAGCUCCAGAAGCAUGUGUGUUCCACUGACAAGAAGGCUGCAAAAGCGGAAAAACGUCAAAAGGAUAAUAAGCAAGCAAAUUCCAAAAGGAAAGAGUCAUGUCCCUACUCUGAAGUUGGAUGCACAUUUAAGGGAACUGUGGAGAAACUGCGAGAACAUGAAAGCUGCAGUUCCACGGUCCAUCUCCACCUCCUCCUGGAGGCUUUCCGAAGCAUCCGUGUCUCUGUUCCUUCCCCACCUGAGAGGAGUGUGCACUUCCCAGGUCUAGACCUGCUCCUCCAUGGCCAGAGCUCACCUUCUGUUUGCACUCAGUCGGGUGGUGAUUUAGAGGUGGAUGGGAUGGAUGGAGGGGCAAACGAUAUGGCACUCAGUCUUCACGAUAACCAAGCUGAGCUGGAAGCGGGCCAGCAGCUUCACGCUCUUCAGCAGAGGCUGCAGAUCAUGGAGAACAUCAUCACGGCACUCAAUCGCGAGGUGGAGAAAACCCAGCUCACCGUGACAGCUCUGGAUAGAGACACCCAAACCAACACGCAGCUGGUGGAGCACUUGGAGAGCGUGGUUGCAGACCAGCAGCAGAGGAUGAUCAGGAAAGACUUGCACAUUGCCUCCCUGCAGCAGAGCAUCAGUGCGCAGCAGGACGUGUCUCAUGACGGCACGUUUCUCUGGAAGAUCUGUGAUGUCAGUCAGAAGCUAAGAGAGGCAUCCACAGGGCAAAUGAGCAGCCAGUACUCACCAGCCUUCUAUACAUCCAAGUAUGGAUUUAAAGUGUGCAUGCGGUUGUACAUGUUUGGAGACGGACAGGGGAAGGGGACGCACAUGUCUCUUUUCUUCGUGAUUAUGAAAGGAGAGUACGACCCACUUCUCUCAUGGCCUUUCAAACACAAGGUGACUUUCUUCCUCAUUGACCAGAACCAAAGAGAGCAUGUAAUCGACACAUUCCGUCCCGACCUCUCAUCCAUAUCGUUCCAGCGGCCCGUGUCGGAAAUGAACGUGGCCAGCGGCUGCCCUCUCUUCUUCCCUCUGGCCAAGCUGCGCUCCCUGAAACAUGCAUACUGCAAAGACGACGCGCUUUUUAUCAAGUGUGUGGUGGACUGUUCAUCCUGAAUGAUGAAGGAGGGACUGCGGAAAAUCUGCAUUGGGAUGACGAAAUAUGCUUUAUAGCAGUCAUGUGUGAUAAAAGACAUUUCCAUGAUAGAAUGUGAGCAAAAAAAUAUAUAUAUAUAUAUACAGUAUAUGCUUAUCCAUAUCAUGUUGUCACAUCACUCACUUCUGCAUAAAAAGUACUUCAAAAUACACACAAAGGGUAUACCACAUUUGUGGAGAAUUUUGUGAUAUUUUUGUCACAUGCACACAAUGACCACUCAUAAAUUCCUGCAGCUGCUGUAGGCCUCUUGGUAGCCUCUCUGAUCAGUUUCCUCCUCGCUUUUCCAUCCUGUGGGCCGUCCUUGCAAUUACAUUACAUUUCUGGCAUUUAGCCAGAUGGCUUUAUCUAGGGCGCCUUACUUUUAUACAACUGACCAAUUGAGGGUUAAGGGCCUUGCUCAAGGGCCCAGCAGUGGCAGUUUGGUGGACCUGGGAUUCCAAAUCACAACCUUCCGAUCAGUAAUCCUUAACCAUUAAGCUAGCAAAUCCCCUGUCUUAGUGUCUUAGUUGUACCAACCACCUUCCACUUCUUAAUAAUACAUUUCACUGGAGAUCUUUUGACAGUGCCUUGCCAUCCAUGGUUGAUUGUUUGCUUCAGAUGCACUACCAUGCUCCAAGAAUAGCUAUUUGUAUGCUGAGCUGAUCAAAAUGACCACAAGCGAUCACAAAUAGAAGUCAAAUGGCUUGGUGUACCACUGAGACGAUGAUUAGCUACACCAGUCAUUUUUAGGAGGCGGGGUUCUCCUUUAUCCAGCUCAGUGAUUCUGUUUUUUAUUUUUUCUGACCUGUUGCUGUUAUAUCUUUCAUUUGGAUGUUAUAAGUUGCACUGAUAUAAAUACAGCUGGAUAAAACAAAAAUUGCAUCUUUUCUUAGUUUCAGACUGUUAAGAAACAAAAUGUGAUUAUUUGGAAGAGGAUUCUUUUCUAUACCCACUGUGUGUACUGGAAUUGUAAGGUUUUUUAUAAGUGUAAUGAUUUACAUACCAUUUUGAUGAAUUCUAUUUUUUUAUAUAUAUAUAUUUUAUAGAAUAUCUAUCUAAAUUUCUCAUGAACCUCUGUAGAGCUGACAGGGAGCUGUUCGUGGACAAAUAAUUUAUUUAAUGCCAAUAAAUUAUGUAGAAAUGCUUUUUAACCUUGCCUU
Messenger RNA from Hemibagrus wyckioides, 2808 nucleotides. It is a transcript of the gene traf1, whose product is annotated as TNF receptor-associated factor 1. Gene Ontology annotation, molecular function: ubiquitin protein ligase binding; tumor necrosis factor receptor binding; zinc ion binding. Bases 1 to 1629 code for a protein of 542 amino acids. Gene Ontology annotation, biological process: tumor necrosis factor-mediated signaling pathway; regulation of canonical NF-kappaB signal transduction; regulation of apoptotic process. The record is from RefSeq and is a predicted model, not a curated record. Gene Ontology annotation, cellular component: cytoplasmic side of plasma membrane; plasma membrane signaling receptor complex. Lineage: Eukaryota; Metazoa; Chordata; Actinopteri; Siluriformes; Bagridae. The transcript has 10 exons.